Messenger RNA from Tachyglossus aculeatus (Australian echidna), 642 nucleotides. RefSeq names its product ATPase H+ transporting V1 subunit G2 (gene ATP6V1G2). The coding region runs from base 129 to 485 and encodes 118 amino acids. The record is from RefSeq and is a predicted model, not a curated record. Gene Ontology annotation, molecular function: proton-transporting ATPase activity, rotational mechanism. Gene Ontology annotation, cellular component: vacuolar proton-transporting V-type ATPase complex. Gene Ontology annotation, biological process: proton transmembrane transport. The transcript has 3 exons. NCBI's taxonomy places the organism in Eukaryota, Metazoa, Chordata, Mammalia, Monotremata, Tachyglossidae.
UCAGCCUGGGAGAGCGGAGUGGGAGUAGGGGGAAAGGAGGAGGAGGAGGAGGUAGGACCAGCUGAUCCCCUCGCAGCAUCCAUCGCAGCAGCAUCCCCGACCCGCUGCAGAGAAGACGGGCGGAGAGGAUGGCCAGCCAGUCGCAAGGCAUCCAGCAACUGCUGCAGGCCGAGAAGCGGGCGGCCGAGAAGGUGGCUGAUGCCCGCAAGCGGAAGGCCCGGAGGCUGAAGCAGGCCAAGGAGGAGGCGCAGAUGGAGGUGGAGCAUUACCGCAGGGAGCGGGAGCAGGAGUUCCAGUCCAAGCAGCAAGCCGCGAUGGGGUCGCAGGGGAACGUGUCUGCGGAGGUGGAGCAGGGGACAAGGCGCCAGGUGCAGGACAUGCAGAGCGCACAGCAGCGCAGCCGAGAGCGCGUCCUGGCUCGCCUCCUCACCCUCGUCUGCGACGUGAAGCCACAGAUCCACCUCAACUACCGCAUCACCGCCUAGACCACCGCCCUCCCACGCACACCGCCCCAGUCCCCGGCCCCCCACGGGGUCCCCACAGCUCCCGGACCCCCAUCCGUUCGCCCAUCCAUCCAUCCAUCCGUCCAUCCAUUCAUCCAUCCAUCCAACAAUCAGUCAAUUAUUGAGCUCUCACAGUGGG